AUGAAGGUAUUACAGGCCCGGAAGAAGAAAACCAGAACAGAGCUAAUCAUCGAGCCCGAGAAAGCCUCCUCAGACAAAAGUGGCGUCAACCUCUCAGGCUUCAUGAAUGAGCCGCAAGACUUUAAUGAUGAAAGCGAUGUGAUUAAUCAGAGGAAGCAGAGGAAAGAGAGUGCCCAGCCUCCUGUGAGGAGCGUGGCCACAGAAGUAAGGCUCAGGAGGCCCCACCCAAGGGAACCACAACAGCUGCACAUGGCGCAGAGGCCUAAGAAGCUAGUGGGAAACUCCUUCCACGUGGAACAGUCCUUCCCAAAGGACCAGAAGGUCCCAGUCUCUGUGAGCUUGAAACAUCCCUUGAGGCGUGGACCUUCUGCCUCCAACAUGCACAAAUCCCCACUAGAUAUUAAAAAGAAACCAAAAGAUUUAACUUAUACCAUGUAUGUAUUAGAACAUGCAAACGCUCGAGUUAGGAAUAUGAAGUCUCCUAAAGAAAUCAAAGAAAGUCACUACUUUCAUGAAACGCACUCUCGUGUAGCCCACAGAACACCCAAGGCCAUAUUGACUGAAAGGUUGAGAAAGAAAAAUUCCCGCAAGAGACUGAUGCUUGCACAAAGGCCUCCAUUCUCCGGAGUUAGAAGCCUCAUCAAUUCCCCUUCACAAGGGGAUUUUUCAUCUAAACGAGACCUGAGUCCUCAGGAAAAUCCGUUUCCAGAA
Tupaia belangeri chinensis (Chinese tree shrew) is the source of this 711-nucleotide messenger RNA. Its product is annotated as leucine-rich repeat-containing protein 37A3-like. The transcript is spliced from 2 exons. The annotation marks the transcript as partial. The record is from RefSeq and is a predicted model, not a curated record. NCBI's taxonomy places the organism in Eukaryota, Metazoa, Chordata, Mammalia, Scandentia, Tupaiidae.